This is a messenger RNA of Cladophialophora carrionii CBS 160.54, 1167 nucleotides long. RefSeq lists its product as uncharacterized. The record is from RefSeq and is a predicted model, not a curated record. Bases 1 to 1167 code for a protein of 388 amino acids. Lineage: Eukaryota; Fungi; Ascomycota; Eurotiomycetes; Chaetothyriales; Herpotrichiellaceae. The transcript has a single exon.
AUGAUGGGCUUCCAGACACUUUUUUGCUCGGCCAUACUCGCCUGGACACUUGUGUCGGCGAGGAAAUGCCAAAACAUCACCAUCCCCAUCCAGAUCUCAGCCCGCAAUGGCGCCUUCGAUGUGGCAGUGCCUCACUCCGGUAUUGAGGUGACUGGCUUCGCUCUCGACUUUGCUCGGCAAGGCUUCAACUACUCGCAGUCGGUUCUCCAAGACUACACCACGGUCACGGGGAGCUACCACAUCUCAGCGACCCACUGCUCACCGGACAACGGCCCAAGCAGUGUCCUACAGAUCCUCACGCAUGGCAUCGGCUUUGACAAGAGCUACUGGGAUCUCCCGUUCAAGAAUUGGAACUACAGCUAUGUCGCAACUGCUGUGGAUCACUACGGGUAUUCGACGCUCGCAUGGGAUCGUCUGGGCAUCGCAAAUUCCUCCCACGGCGAUCCUCUUGCAGAGAUACAAGCCCCACUCACACAAGCCGCUCUCGCCGCCUUGACCGAGCAUGCUCGCAACCGCCACCCUCCCGGUGGCCCAGACGGCAGCUCCUCCAAGAUCAUCCACGUCGGCCACUCCUUUGGGGCCGUGCUGUCCUACGCACUCGCCCGCGACGAUCCCUCUGCUAGCGACGGUCUCAUCCUCCAAGGCUGGGCUAUGGAGAAGCAGUUCUUCCCAUACUUCGUCUUCGGCGGCAAUUUGAUCCCCGUUACCGAUCUCACGACUGCCUAUGUGCCUGGAUACCUUGCCGCUGGGAACCAAGCAGCUUUGCAAACCAACUUCCUUGGCCCAGGCCAGUAUGAUCCGGACAUGGUGGCCUAUGCAUACGCGAACGGACAACCCGCUGCGAUAGGCGAACUGCUGACCAUCGGUGGUGCCAUGUAUGGAGUCAGCAAUUUUCCUGGACCCGUCAUGGUCAUCACCGGUGAACGAGACCUUCCAUUCUGCGGUGGCAGUUGCUAUGCAGCUGGCGAUCCUAACCACCCCAACAUCCCGGACAUGGCGAGGCAGUUUUUACCCAACGUCAAGGACGUCAACGUCACGAUUGUACCUGGUGGUGGACAUGGGUUGAACAUGGAGUACGGGCACGAGACAGUGUACCGGGCUAUGAACGACUUCUUGGGAUCGAGUGGGCUAGGUGCGCACAGCAGCAGGCGGGACGCUGUGGAGUAG